Molecule: messenger RNA, 1936 nt
Organism: Nymphaea colorata (pocket water lily)
Lineage: Eukaryota; Viridiplantae; Streptophyta; Magnoliopsida; Nymphaeales; Nymphaeaceae
Product: ethylene-responsive transcription factor 5-like
Exons: 1
Coding region: 346-1542 (398 amino acids)
Biological process (GO): regulation of DNA-templated transcription; ethylene-activated signaling pathway
Molecular function (GO): DNA binding; DNA-binding transcription factor activity
Source: RefSeq, a predicted model, not a curated record
AUCGUCUACUGGCGGCCUCUUGGCAAGAAGACUCGUGGAAGCAAGCAAUCUCUUGCUUUUCCCCUCGGGGAUCCCCUGGCACGAUGGUUCCCUGCCACUCUCCUCGAACCCCCUGCGAAGCCUCCUCCUUCGUCUUCAUCCUCUUCUCCUCUCCCCCUCUUAUACCGCCACCAUGUCACUCCCUCCAGCCCACUCCCCGCCGCUCCUUCCUCCUGCUCUUCCACCGCCUCUCCCUCCCCCCCCGCCACCUCUCACUCUUCCUCCUCCCCUCUCGUUCUCCCACACUCAGGGAGUAAGAAGCACUGCGGAGCUGAUUCUGAAUCCUCGACCGCCGAAGCGUCUUGGAUGGAAAGCGCGAGUUCGGACCACGUGGUGCUCCAGAAGAUCACCGAUCACUUGCUCGGCGAGUCAUCGUCGCCCGCUCUCGAGGCCAUCUUCGACGACCUCUUCGCUCCUGCCGGUAAUCCUGACGCGAAGCUAGUAAGUACUGCAAAUGGAAGCCCCGGCGUGCUUGUCUGGCCGCCCACGAAAACUUCUUCUCCCGAAACUCCUGAGCGGAAUCCUGCUCCCUUUUUUGAUCGCGAGCUGAGCCUCCCGGCGGAUUUCCGCGCUUUUCGGGGAAAAUCGCGAGUUUUCCGCCAUACGGGGUCCGGCUCCUUCGUCUACGAGGAGAAAUUGGAGAGCUCUGCCGAUUCCAUGGGAGAACCCGGCGGCUUCCCGGGGCAGAAUUUCCGGUCGAUAAUGAUCGAGCCGAAAACCGAGACGGUUGACGACUUUUUCCAGGAUCCUCACCACCUUUCGUACUCAACGUCCGUAUCGUCGUAUCGCGAACAGGAGAUCGGAAUCCCUAACUUCGGGAACCGCGGAUUCCCCGUGGCUCUUCAAUCACCGGACGAGAAACUGCCGAUUGUCCACCAGAACGUCGCUAUGGCCUCGCCGGGAGCCACCGGCGGAGGAGGAAAACGGCGCCGCACUGCGGCGUUGAAUCUAACCAUCACUCCGCCAACUCCGUCGCCAUUGAGUGUCGUCGGAAAGGAGGACGCCGAUGUGCGCCACUAUCGGGGCGUGAGGCGCCGGCCCUGGGGCAAGUUCGCGGCGGAGAUCAGGGACCCGGCCAAGAACGGCGCACGGGUUUGGCUGGGAACAUACGACACCGCAAUCGAGGCCGCCCGAGCGUACGACCGUGCAGCGUUUGAGAUGAGGGGGAGCAAAGCCAUCCUCAACUUCCCCCUCGAGGCCGGCAGCCACUGGCAGCAAAGUGAGGGCCGCGUCUCCCGAAAAAGAAAGAACGAAGGGCAACCCGAGGUAGAGGAGCCGUUGCCGGCUGCCGAAAAAACGGAAGAAGCGGAGGGGGAGGAGGAGGAGGAGGAGGAAGAAGAGGUAACGGAAGAGCACCGCCAGACGGAGACCGGAGCUGCCCCACCUUUGACACCAACAAUCUGGUCAAGUGUCUCCGAUCUGAAGGGCAUCUUCAGCGUCCCCCCGCUCUCUCCUGUGUCACCCGGCCACCCCUUUAGCUUUCCUCAGCUUCUCGUCAAUUAGGUGUAUCGUACUUCCGGCAGGCGGAUCGACGGAAUCCUCGGGGAAUCCCGUCCGGCGAAGGUCUUCCCCCGAGAGAUUUGGGAAUUCCCAUAAUGACCAGAUUAUCCCGGCCGGUUCUCACUGGAGAUAGUAAGGUGUUGUACGUAACUAGGUGUAGGGCUGAAGUCGUCCUUUUAGUGUUUAUUAGGGUUUGUUCGGUCAAUUCGACCUAGAUAAACAGGAUAAGCUUGGCCAGAGGCCUGCUGGUGUGAAUACGCUACCGCUCUCCCGUUCUUUAUAUUCUUUGAUUAUUUAUUUGUUAUUGCUUGUUUGUUCUACUCAAGCAGACGGUAAAAUGAUUAUCAAGCCCAUAAGUUCCAUGUUAGUCAAUUCAUAAGAAAAUUUGGUUUGUUUA